AUGUCGUCGACCGCAUCAUCCUCGCAGACGCGGGGCAACUCGCCCAUGACAUCGGCGACGAGUUCCGACCAGGAGUUCGUUCUCCCUUCGCCGUCUGAGCUCAUCGACAAGGGCCCACUUGAGGACGACGAUAUGGCGAGAUUGACGCUGCGCUCGCUCGAUUGCAUGGCCACAUUCUAUCAUCAGCAGCUCCUGUGGUCGUAUGAGAUGCGACUGGAACUUGAGGGCGACUUACCAGAGGGCGCGGAGGGCGAUAACAUGGACGAUGAGCAGAGCGCUCGAGCCGACGCGCGGUGGAGCGACCGCGGCGAUGGAGGGCGGAGCCGGAUGCACGCGCUGCUGUCGCAGCAGAACAGGAGACGUCUCCAGCAGCGCAGGGCCUUCAAGAUGAAGCUCGAGUGCAUCAUAUCGCCUCAAAGCGCGGCGGAGGCGGCGCUGACGCGGCGUAAGCGCCGGCGGGAGUGUCAGCGCUCGCGCGAGUACGCCAACAUGCUACGCACGCUCGAGCUGCUGGCGGAGAUGCGGAUGGACAGCACCCAGCGGCUGCAGUACCUCGUGCGGCGCGUCAACAGCGUCGAGUCGCCCAUGAAGUACUCAUGAACGAUUCCCUGCUGUACGUGUGGCAACACUAUUGAAUCCAUCUGCGGUCGCUAAUCGGGUCGCGCAGAUGCAUCUAUUGCCAUCGGGGACCUUCGUAUGAACGAUAGUUCGAUAUACCCUCUGGCACGAGGCACGGCUCGCCCGGCCUCCAUCACCUGUACCAUCAUGUUCAGCAACACGACGUACUUAUCACGGUCUGCAUCCCUACUGGUCGGAGACAUUGGGACACACUGGCGACGUUGGAGAUUGACAUACUUUCAUCACAGUUCCGGCGGUAUAGCAUACACAUACACGACGAUCUGCUACCCGUACGGACAUGUUACGGCACGCGGGCGUUGACAUUCUGAAUAUUUGUAGAAUAGAUUCGAAGAUGUACUUGGCGACAAACUUGACGCUCUUGGGGACUCGCUGGUGUUGGUGAGGGUGUGGG
Messenger RNA from Schizophyllum commune H4-8, 1030 nucleotides. RefSeq lists its product as uncharacterized. NCBI's taxonomy places the organism in Eukaryota, Fungi, Basidiomycota, Agaricomycetes, Agaricales, Schizophyllaceae. Bases 1 to 600 code for a protein of 199 amino acids. The record is from RefSeq and is a predicted model, not a curated record. The transcript has a single exon.